This is a messenger RNA of Klebsormidium nitens, 3386 nucleotides long. The record is from the annotation of a GenBank genome assembly. Lineage: Eukaryota; Viridiplantae; Streptophyta; Klebsormidiophyceae; Klebsormidiales; Klebsormidiaceae.
GUUUGACCCUGCAACGGUUUGUGGCUCCCAGAAAAUUGAUGCAGCAAGAAAAGGUGAGCAGCAAUCUGAAGAGUUGAAGAGUGAAAAAGAGGAUCUUUCAAUCUUUCUCAGAAGAUGCGCAUUGAAGCCCAUUUUUUGCACCAUUGUGAGCAGCUUGGUAUCUGUGAGAAAGCUCUGAAGCAUGGCUGAAUGCAUGCCUCUGAGCAGCCAGGCAGCGGAAACGGCGCAGGAUCGAGCAUUGCAAUAUGACAGAGCACUGUCCAGCCAAAGCAAAGAACAGCUUUGAGGUCUCAAAAACCUUUCAGAACACCUGAGUGGCGAGUAACCGCAUCAGCUACCCAACUCACACUGCAAACAACAACAACUGCGGUGCUGCUUGUCAGUGCUCUCUUAAGCUCUGAUUACGCCACAAGAAUCUCAACCCCGCCUUCGUAGCUUACGGCAUGCUUCAAGGGUCACCUCAUAAGCCAGCUGGAUUGAAACGAGCUGUAAGAAAAGUCCCAGCUUGAUCUGAGCUGAGUCCACUCGCACCUUCUCUUAGAAACUUCCUCGAAUAUGGGGCAAGCUGGCUGGUAGCAGAAGUAAGCUGCGCCGAUGCGCUUAUGAUGCAUCAUAAGCUGUAGCAUCAUAAUUCAUAGCAUUGCCUGCUCGUGGCUGCGCCCUGACUAGCUGGCAAAAUGGCUGGGAUCAGCGAUCUUCUCACGAGCAUGGGGAUCAACAUGGGGCUGGUGACCCUGUUCUUGACCCUGUACUCGAUGUUCAGCAAACAGCCUUUCAAUGCCAGAGUGUACUUCACUCGCCAGUACAUAAAGACCAAGGACUUUGGGAGGACAGAGAGCGGGAGGUUAGUGAUAAACCCACUGGAAUACUUGACUAUGGCCGCCUGGUUGAAGAAGGCCAUUGUGUUGCCAGAGGAUGACCUCCUGGGGAUUGCGGGGCUGGAUGCGGUGGUGCUGAUGAGGCUCUUCAUCCUAAGUAUCAAGCUCUUUGGUUUCUGCUCCGUCAUUGGCCUCUUCGUUCUGAUGCCAAUCAACGCCACCGACAAGUUCCUGACCCUACACAAGGGCAAGAUCAACUAUGAGGGCAUUGACAAGCUGUCUCUGGCCAAUGUCAGCCUCGGAUCCAAGAGGCUUUGGGCGCACCUUAUAGCUGUAUACCUCAUCAGCGGCUACGCAUUUUGGCUGCUUUGGAAAGAAUACAAGGAGAUCAGCGAGAUGCGCCACAGCUACCUGGCGGAUGCGAAGCGCGCCCCGGACCAGUUCACAGUGCUGACGAGGCAGGUUCCCCCGAGCGCGACGGAGACCAUCAGCGAGCACGUGGAGCACUUCUUCACCGUUCAGCAUCCCCAUACGUAUCUGACCCACCGCGUAGUCGUCGACGCCAACCACCUGGAAGAUCUGAAGAAGCAGCGGGACAAAGCGCUGAACAAAUUGGAGGGCGCGGAAAUCGUGCACGCGCGGAACCCCGAGAAGCGCCCCCGGCAGAAGCUGGGAUUUCUAGGGCUCUACGGACACGAGGUGGAUGCACUGGAUCAUUUCACCCGGGAACGCGACCGGUUGAACGCUCUGAUCGAGAAGGAGAAGGAGGCUCUCCUACAUAAGAAGCACGCGCUUAUGCCCACUGCGUUUGUGAGCUUCAAGAGCCGAUGGGGGGCCGCGGUUGCCGCACAAACUCAGCAAACAAGAAACCCGCAGACAUGGAAAACGGAAUGGGCCCCGGAACCGCGCGACGUGUUUUGGCCCAACCUGGCGAUCCCGCCGCACCACCUGUUUGUGCGGGAGCUCGCCGUAACCGCCGCCGUCUUUUGGCUGUGCUUCUUCUACAUGAUUCCGGUCGUGUUCGUGCAAACGCUGGCGGAACUCAAGAACCUGGAGAAGACGGGAUCGUGGGUUAGGGCCAUCGCGACCUGCCCAGGAAUUGGCCAAUUUCUACAGGGCUUUCUUCCGGGCCUCGCCUUGAAGCUGUUCCUUAUGCUUCUUCCCGGGAUACUUAUGAUACUGUCCAAAAUUGAGGGCCACAUCAGCAACAGCAACUUAGCGCGAGUCGCGGCGGGAAAGCUCUUUAUGUUCCUGGUGAUCAACGGGUUCUUCGGUUCCGUGCUGACGGGUAGUCUGUUCAAGCAGCUCAACCUGUUCUUCUCUCAGCCCAAAAACAUUCCCAAGGCGCUCGGAGCCGCGAUCCCGGCCAAGAGCACGUUCUUCAUCACUUACAUCAUGGUCGACGGCUGGGCGGGCUCCAGCGCUGAGAUCCUGCAACUGAUACCGUUGAUCUUGUACCAUCUACGGAUGGCGUUGCUCGUGCGGACCGCGGAGGACCGGUUUCAAGCGCUAAACCUGCGCCCGGUUAUCUACGAAACCGUCGUCCCCAGCCUGCUGUUCUACAUACUCAUUGGGCUGGUCUACUCAUGCGUCUCGCCGCUGCUGCUACCGUUUAUCUUCAUCCAUUUCGGAUUAGGCUACGUGGUCUACCGUAACCAGAUCAUCAACGUUUACGAGCGGGCGUACGAGAGCAAUGGGCGUUUCUGGCCGUACAUCCACAGCCGUAUCGUGACGUGCCUCUACGUCAUGCAAAUCACGCUUAUCGGCGUGUUCAUCCUCAAAGACGCGAAGCAGCAGACGCCGUUCCUUUUCCCGCUCCCCGUGCUCACGUUCCUCUUCAACCGGUGGUGCAAAGACGCCUUCUUUCCGUCGUUCGCCCGGUACUCGAUUGAGAGUGCAAUGACGAAAGACACUCUCGACUGGGCUCGCGCCGACUCCGUCGACCCCAUCAGCUUUGUCAAAGACGCCUAUUUACACCCGGCCUUCAAGGAUAAGAAACGCCUCCCCCGGCCAGGCCUCGCCUCCCCUCGCAGUGGGGGAGAGUCGUCGGGGGAAGAAGACGGGGAAGAGCCCCGGGUGGUUCCUCUUAAAGGAAAGUACAGACAGUCCAAUCGGUCGGGUAGAGAAUCAGUACAGUCCGGAAGAGAGUCUUUGAACGGGAGAGAGUCGCAGAACGGAGACCGCUCCGGUCGGGAGUCACUGACCGGGGACCCGUUUCUCGAACCGGGCCAAGGGCGGAGCUCGCAGGACGGGUCCUGCCGGUCGCCGUCAGACCUUGGGCGGAACGGAACGGAGCGGAGCGGAGCGGAAAGCGGGCGGAAGGAGACGUGGCGGGAGAGUAAGGCGGGUUCCGCGCGAGCGUCCAAACGGUCGUCGGCAAUUGCGCCGCUGCCGCCGGAAGAGGAGGUGGAGGUGCACGAGUUUACUACUGACUAACACACGUACUCAUUCCAUACGUGAACUGCGACAUUAACGCCAGUAAGCCGCCCGCGGUCGUCAUGAGCAUAAAAUAGUGAUAGCGUAGAAAUUGCGUGCACGCGAGCGGCCAAUUACUGAUUUCUACUGAGC